AUGUCUGGACAACGUUCAACUGCUUUUACCGGCCUCGGACGUAUCGAUGUCCAUCAUCAUUGUUUUCCGGGAACUGUCCCGGAGUUGCAGUCCGAGUUUGAGAACAAUUCCUACAAUCUCAACUAUUCCCCAUUCCCCUCCACGCCGCAAGAGCAUAUCCAGUAUAUGGACGAAGUUGGUAUUCAGACCGCUGUUAUUACUCCAUCUAUCAAGUCCGAGUGGCACAACGGUUACACUGCCCCCGAUUUCCUCGAAUUAUGCCGCAAGUCUUUCCAGGCUCAGCUUGAAUACGUUUCUUUCAAUCCUCUCCGGUUUGGCUGUUUCGCUGUUCUUCCGCUGCCGCAUAUUCGGGAGACAUUAACCUUUAUCCGCGAAGCAUCCUCCGCUCUAAUCCCCCCGGAUGGUUUCGCUGUGACCACCGCUAUGGGCCAGCGCUAUCUGGGUGAUCCCGCUUUUGAGCCCGUGUGGGCUGAGAUCAACAAGCUUCGCGCAGUCGUCUUCAUUCACCCAGCGGACACGAUCAUGCCAGAGCACCUAAACUUUGGCCCAUUCGUGCAGGAAUUCCCCUUCGACACCGCCCGCGCCAUCACAAGCAUCAUCCACUCCAGUAUCCUCGUCCGCCAUCCGGACAUCCGCUUCCUCUUCUCCCACAACGGCGGCGCAUUCCCGUACCUGGCUGACCGAAUCGGCCGUCAGCAUCUUGACAAUGUCAUCACCAAGACAAAUGAGGGUCUGACUAUGCGUGAGCUUUUGGCGACGAAGAAUAUUUACUUUGACACCAGCAUCUCCUCCCCCAUGCAGUACCCAAUUAUACAAGAUCUCGGUAUUUCGUCGAAGCGUCUGCUCUACGCAACUGACUACCCGUACACCAAGCGCGAUGACAAUAUCACUUAUUUGGACGGCUACAAUGCGCCCAAAGAUUCGGGACUUUAUGACGAGGCAGAGAUGGAGGGUAUUCUGCGUGAGAAUUCCCUAGAGCUGUUCCCACGCCUUGCGAAAUUGUAUGCUGCGCUUCGUUAA
Molecule: messenger RNA, 1020 nt
Organism: Penicillium daleae
Lineage: Eukaryota; Fungi; Ascomycota; Eurotiomycetes; Eurotiales; Aspergillaceae
Product: amidohydrolase family protein
Exons: 5
Coding region: 1-1020 (339 amino acids)
Biological process (GO): secondary metabolic process
Cellular component (GO): cytoplasm; cytosol
Molecular function (GO): hydrolase activity; carboxy-lyase activity
Source: RefSeq, a predicted model, not a curated record